This is a messenger RNA of Neurospora hispaniola, 1833 nucleotides long. Its product is annotated as transmembrane amino acid transporter protein-domain-containing protein. Gene Ontology annotation, molecular function: L-tyrosine transmembrane transporter activity. Gene Ontology annotation, biological process: amino acid transmembrane transport. The coding region runs from base 1 to 1833 and encodes 610 amino acids. NCBI's taxonomy places the organism in Eukaryota, Fungi, Ascomycota, Sordariomycetes, Sordariales, Sordariaceae. The record is from RefSeq and is a predicted model, not a curated record. The transcript is spliced from 2 exons. Gene Ontology annotation, cellular component: vacuolar membrane.
AUGUCAGACAAAUCCAUCACCUCGUUGACCUCCCAAGACCGCCGCGAAGCCGAGGCACAGGUUGUCGCCGAACAUCUUCCCGCCGGCUACACGGCCGAAUUCGACCCCGAACACAACAGCAUAACCACCCAACAUGGCUCCGAAGCGACCACACACUCACAGGCCAACAAGACGGUCUCAGCCGGCAGCGCCGAGGGGUCCUCCUCUACACGGACGCGCUCGACAACACCAACACCAAAUGAAGUAGAGGGCGGCGGCGCCGCCUCCUCCCUCAAACUUCAAGGAGGUGACAUCCACCGCAACAUCUUCAAGAUCGACGCCUCGGCCAAACUACAACAGCUGCACCGACGAGCCAACACUUUCCACACCCCGCGAGAGUUCGAGCAAAACUCCGAUGUGCCCAUGACCGUAUCCGACCAGCUCGCCCCCGGCGGCGCCCGCCGCGCCUUCUUACACCGGAAACACGGCGGCGGCGGCGGUAACGACUUCCUAGCCGCCCGCAUGCCCAUCACCCGCAACUUUGUCGAGUUCCUGGACCUCUACGGCCGCUUCGCCGGCGAAGACCUCGCCGACUCAGACGAAGAAGCCGUCGAAGAGGAAGAAGAGGAGGAAGAAGCCCGCAUUGGCGAAACCACGGCUCUCCUCCGCCACCGGCGCCCUUCGAUCCGCGUCCCCAAAGCCCGUCCCCACACGGCCGGCACCACCAAGACCUUCUUCACUCUGAUCAAAGCCUUCGUCGGCACCGGCAUCAUGUUCCUCCCCAAGGCCUUUGCCAACGGCGGCCUCCUAUUCUCCUCGCUCGCCAUGGUCAUCGUCUCAGCAGUGACCAUGAUCGCCUUCCACCUGCUGCUACAAUGCACCCACCACCACGGCGGCGGCUACGGCGAGAUCGGCGCCGCCAUCGCCGGCGAGCGCAUGCGCACCUUGAUCCUCGCCUCCAUCACCAUUUCCCAACUCGGUUUCGUUUGCGCCGGCAUCGUCUUCGUCGCCGAGAACUUGACCAGUUUCUUAACAGCCGUCACGCCCGGCUCCCAAGCGCCAUUAUCCUCCGUAGCACUCAUCGCCAUCCAAGUAGUUUUGCUCGUCCCCCUCGCGUGGAUCCGCAACAUCUCCAAGCUCGGUCCCGCCGCACUCUUAGCAGACGCCUGCAUCCUCAUUGGUGUAUCAUACAUUUACCAAUUCGACAUUCGCGCUCUAGCAGCAAACGGGAUCCACAAGUCCGUAGUCCUCUUCAAUCCCGAGCGGUACACCCUGAUGAUCGGCUCCGCCAUUUUUACCUUUGAGGGAAUCGGUUUGAUCCUACCGAUCCAGAGCUCCAUGGCCCAGCCGCAGCGCUUCGAGUGGUUGUUGGCUGUGGUGAUGGUCAUCAUCACUCUAGUCUUCACCUCCGUCGGCGCCCUGUCUUAUGCCACCUUUGGCACGGAAACGCAAAUUGAAAUCAUCAACAACUUCCCGCAGGAUAGCAAGCUGGUCAAUACGGUACAAUUCCUCUACUCGGUCGCUGUCCUGGUAGGCACGCCCGUGCAGCUGUUCCCGGCGUUGAGGAUCAUCGAGAGCAAAGUCUUUGGGCAUCGGUCGGGCAAGAGGAGUCAGAGGACCAAGUGGAUCAAGAACAUGUUCCGGCUGGGACUUUUGGUGCUUUGUGCAGUGGUGGCAGUGUUGGGAACGGGUAAUUUGGACAAGUUUGUCGCCUUGAUCGGGAGCACGGCGUGUGUGCCGCUGGUGUACGUGUAUCCGGCGUAUUUGCACUACAAGGGCGUGGCGACGGCGAGGUGGGCCAAGGUGGGGGAUGUGGCCAUGAUGGUUUUGGGGGUGUUUCAUGUGAGGUGGUGA